UGGUCUGGAGGUCAUCGUUUGCCGUGUGUGAUGGUGGAUUCAGUAACACGUUUAUACAUAACGGGACCGUUAUGAAAGCAUUGCAUGCUUUCUAUUUAUAUAUUUCCAGUCGAAAUCACGAGACAUCACAGUACCCGGGGUCUCGCCUAGUAGUGGCCAUAGCUUCGACGUCUACACACUUUUACCUGAGGAAAGAAAUUUCAACAGCGCAGCUCUCAAGUAACGACAAGGUAGUGCGUGGCUGACACAGUUCAUCCAAAGCCAUGGACACUCCGGUUCUAAAGGUGGCUGUUUUUGAGAGAUCUCCGUUCAUAGUGAAGCUAGAGAGUCCAGAUGGGUUCCAGUGGAGUGGUUUCUGUGUGGACCUGUUGAAUCACCUCUCCUCCCUGCUAAACUUCCGGUACGAGCUGUACGAAACCCCGGGUAAUGCUGCAGGAAACAGACUUCCUGACGGAAACUGGACCGGAGUGAUUGGUCAGAUUGUUAAUGAGAAAGCUGACCUGGCCUUAUCCUCCCUGUCCAUCACGUCUCUGAGGGAGAAGGUCGUGGACUUCACCAAUCCUUUUAUGGAAUAUGGUCACGUGCUGGUCAUGCGCAGACCGUCACUGGAAGACAGGCACAUCCUGGCUUUUACCCAUCCAUUCCAUUGGCAGGUGUGGUUGUGCAUCAUCACCUGCAUGUUCACGGUGGGAAUCCUGCUGUUCCUGACCAGCAGACUCAGGCUGAAGAUGAACGCCGGGGACAGACAUGCCGACAACGACAGGGCCUUCAACCUCAGGAACAGCCUCUGGUUCGUCUACUGGUCCAUGAUGCGGAAAGGAGGAGAGCCCCCACCGCGGUCUCUAUCUAUAAGGAUCAUGGCAGGGUUCUGGUGGCUGUUCGUGCUGAUUGUCGUGUCCACUUACACCGCCAACCUCACGGCUUUCCUCACCGUCAAACGCCUCAAGCAUCCCGUCACCUCUCUGGACGACCUCGCCUCGCAAACCAAAGUCAAGUACGGCAUCGUCAACCGCGGGUCGCUGUACGAUUUCUUCAAAGCACAGGAAGGCACAAGUUCUAUCUAUGAAAGACUUUGGUACGGCAUGGAGGCCAAUCCACAGGAAAGCUUCGUCAGCAACAUACAAGAAGGGAUGGACAGAGCAAGACAAGGGGAAUAUGCCUUCAUAACGGAAGGCACUCAUUUCAUGUAUGAGGCCAUGAAAGACCCGGACUGCCAGUUGAGCAUGGUGGGUGCGCCGUUUGUCUAUGGAGGCUAUGGGAUCGCCACAAGGAACGGCAGUCAUUGGACAGAGAAACUAACUAUCGGCAUCUUACAGCUGCGAGAGUUGGGCAGAAUCAACGCGUUACGGGACCGGUGGUGGCCGAAGUCGGAGUGCUCGCUGGACGGGUCCGAUCCCCGCGCCAAUGCUAGCGGUCUGACGCUGGGGGAGCUGAAGGUUAUUUCCUUCCCUCGUAUGAUAUACAUAGGAAAUUUAUCAAAUAAUGUCUAG
Branchiostoma floridae (Florida lancelet) is the source of this 1490-nucleotide messenger RNA. Its product is annotated as glutamate receptor ionotropic, kainate 1-like. Gene Ontology annotation, molecular function: transmitter-gated monoatomic ion channel activity involved in regulation of postsynaptic membrane potential; glutamate-gated receptor activity. The transcript has 9 exons. Lineage: Eukaryota; Metazoa; Chordata; Leptocardii; Amphioxiformes; Branchiostomatidae. The record is from RefSeq and is a predicted model, not a curated record. Bases 264 to 1490 code for a protein of 408 amino acids. Gene Ontology annotation, cellular component: postsynaptic membrane; plasma membrane. Gene Ontology annotation, biological process: synaptic transmission, glutamatergic; modulation of chemical synaptic transmission; monoatomic ion transport.